AUGGAGGAAUCAAAAGCGCCUCAUGUCGCGAUCAUACCGAGUCCCGGAAUGGGUCACCUCAUCCCACUCGUCGAGUUCGCUAAAAGACUCGUUAACUGCCACGGCUUCACCGUAACCUUUGUCAUCGGCGGCGAAGGUCCACCGUCAAAAGCUCAAAGAACCGUCCUCGAAUCUCUCCCUUCAUCAAUCUCCUCCGUCUUCCUACCUCCUGCCGAUCUUACCGAUCUCCCGUCGUCAACUCGCAUCGAAACUCGGAUCUCGCUCACCGUCUCUCGUUCGAACCCGGGGCUCCGCCGAGUCUUUGAUACCUUUCAGGCGGAGGGUCGCUUGCCGACGGCCCUCGUCGUCGAUCUCUUCGGCACCGACGCUUUCGACGUGGCAGUAGAGUUCCACGUUUCACCGUAUAUUUUCUACCCAUCAACGGCCAACGUUUUGUCGUUUUUUCUCCAUUUCCCUAAACUCAACGAAACGAUGUCGUGUGAGUUUAAGGAAUUAACCGAACCGGUUAAGCUCCCUGGGUGUGUACCGUUAAUGGGGAAAGAUGUUCUUGACCCGGCUCAAGACCGGAAAGAUGACGCAUACAAAUGGCUUCUCCAUAACACCAAGAGGUACAAAGAAGCCCAAGGGAUUCUUGUGAAUUCCUUCUUCGAGCUAGAGCCAAAUGCGUUAAAGGCUUUGCAAGAACCGGGUCUUGAAAAAAUAUCAGUUUAUCCGGUUGGACCAUUGGUUAACAUUGGUAAGGAAGAGGCUAACUCAGUCGAACAAUCAGAAUGUUUAAAGUGGUUAGAUAAACAACCACUAGGUUCGGUUUUGUAUGUAUCUUUCGGUAGUGGCGGUACACUCACGCGUGAGCAGUUCGAUGAGCUUGCUCAUGGUCUUGCGGAGAGCGAGCAACGGUUUCUUUGGGUCAUACGGAGUCCGAGUGGGAUCGCUNUUGAAGAAGCCAUUUUUAAUAUGUAUACAGUUUAG
Molecule: messenger RNA, 969 nt
Organism: Microthlaspi erraticum
Lineage: Eukaryota; Viridiplantae; Streptophyta; Magnoliopsida; Brassicales; Brassicaceae
Source: the annotation of a GenBank genome assembly